AGCAGAGAGUAAGAGCCAACUUAUAUGGGGCCCUGCUGUCUUAUCUAAAAAUCGCUCAGAAACCCAAGUCUCUGACUCACAUCAUACACAAGGCAGGAGGUGAUGGGGUUGGGAAGAGGAUUUUGGCCGACGCCCACUCCGAUUAUGAACAGCUGAGAUAGGAAAACGUGGCUACCAUUCUGUUGGAGACAACUUUAUUGACAUGGUGUGUCGUGACGCGUGUGAUGGACAUGAUGUAGGAAGGAUGCUGGCUCUAUCAGUACUGGACACCAUUCUGUCUAUGGAUAAGUUCCAGCAGUGGAUGACCUUUCUGUCCUCUAAAGGUUACCUCCAACACCUGGUGGACAGCCUUCUCCAUGACGACCAGCCGCUACAGACCCUUGUGUCCCCCACCCCCCAACUCAGAGUGCUGUACAUCUACUUGUCUAAACUUACAGAGUCAGCAGUGGGGGCCCACACCUUGUUACAGUGUGGAGUCAUGCAGAGACUGGCUGGAUGCGUCUUCUUUGACCUUCGACCUGACUUUGACAGAUAG
Messenger RNA from Saccostrea cuccullata (small rock oyster), 535 nucleotides. RefSeq names its product nuclear pore complex protein Nup205-like. The coding region runs from base 203 to 535 and encodes 110 amino acids. NCBI's taxonomy places the organism in Eukaryota, Metazoa, Mollusca, Bivalvia, Ostreida, Ostreidae. The transcript has 4 exons. The record is from RefSeq and is a predicted model, not a curated record. Gene Ontology annotation, cellular component: nuclear pore.